AUCAUUCACAAGUCUCACUCCUUCGUUGACCAAAUCACGCUCAAAGAUUACCCAAUAUUCCAACAUCAGAUCUCUAGGAUAUUAUUAUCACAGCACACUCAAUGGAACUUGCCGGUCGUUUCAGCCAUUCCAGCGGUGCGUCACUGCAUCCUCACGUCUCCAUCUCCAACUACUACCUUCACUUUCACGACGAACGAUGUCUUCUUCCUCUGGAAACACUUUUUAUGAUUUGAAAACAGAGCUGCCUAGCGGGCAAUCAUACGACUUUGAACAACUCAAAGGGAAGGUUGUCUUGAUUGUCAAUGUUGCAUCGAAGUGUGGUUUCACUCCCCAAUACAAAGGCCUUCAGGCUUUGUACGACAAGUACAAGGAACGCGGCUUCGUCAUUCUUGGCUUCCCAUGCAAUCAAUUUGGCGGCCAAGAGCCUGGUGACGACGCCGCCAUUGCAUCUUUCUGCGAGCUCAAUCACGGCGUAAACUUUCCUCUUAUGAAGAAGUCUGACGUCAAUGGCGACAACACGAGCCCUGUUUACCAAUGGCUCAAGAACGAGAAGCCUGGCCUCAUGGGCCUCGCCAGAAUCAAGUGGAACUUUGAGAAGUUCUUGGUUGACAAGAACGGGAAAGUUGUGAACCGCUGGGCAUCGACGACUACUCCUCAGGCGAUUGAUGCUACAGUGGAGAAGCUUCUUGCUGAGUGAUGCCGUUGGAUGCAGCACAGGUUUUUGGAUCGUAGUACCGUGAUGUGUCGCGACGGCACAGACACUUCGCUCUUUGUAAGAGGCAUAUUUUGUAAUCAAUUAUUAAAAAAGCUCGUCAUUCAAAUAUCUUCGAAAAGGCUGUGCUUCGAUCCUGUCCUGAUGUCUGAGAUCC
Molecule: messenger RNA, 869 nt
Organism: Suillus fuscotomentosus
Lineage: Eukaryota; Fungi; Basidiomycota; Agaricomycetes; Boletales; Suillaceae
Product: thioredoxin-like protein
Exons: 5
Coding region: 197-697 (166 amino acids)
Biological process (GO): response to oxidative stress
Molecular function (GO): glutathione peroxidase activity
Source: RefSeq, a predicted model, not a curated record